Messenger RNA from Salarias fasciatus (jewelled blenny), 357 nucleotides. It is a transcript of the gene s100b, whose product is annotated as S100 calcium binding protein, beta (neural). Lineage: Eukaryota; Metazoa; Chordata; Actinopteri; Blenniiformes; Blenniidae. The record is from RefSeq and is a predicted model, not a curated record. Bases 39 to 323 code for a protein of 94 amino acids. The transcript has 3 exons. Gene Ontology annotation, cellular component: cytoplasm; nucleus. Gene Ontology annotation, molecular function: S100 protein binding; RAGE receptor binding; calcium ion binding. Gene Ontology annotation, biological process: positive regulation of cell population proliferation; positive regulation of canonical NF-kappaB signal transduction.
CACGCCGCCUGCCUGCACUCACACUCCGCUCGAGAACAAUGAGCGACCUGGAGACCUCGAUGGCCGCCAUCAUCGCCGUCUUUCAGAAGUACUCGGAGCGAGAGGGGGACAAGCACAAGCUGAAGAAGAGCGAGCUGAAGGAGCUGCUUCAGGACGAGCUCCCCGGUCUGAUGGCGCAUGUGAAAGACCAGGCCUCCCUGGACAGCCUGAUGGAGAGCCUGGACGCCGACGGAGACUCCGAGUGCGACUUCCAGGAGUUCAUGACGUUCGUCUCCGUGGUUACCGUCUGUUGCCACGAAUUCUUCGAGCACGAGGACGAGUAAGGAGUCGACGGCAGCGGCGGCGGCGGCGGCGGCU